Molecule: messenger RNA, 1270 nt
Organism: Ctenopharyngodon idella (grass carp)
Lineage: Eukaryota; Metazoa; Chordata; Actinopteri; Cypriniformes; Xenocyprididae
Exons: 4
Coding region: 297-1094 (265 amino acids)
Source: RefSeq, a predicted model, not a curated record
AAAAACAGGACUCAACAAAUGGGAAUAUUAAAUAAAGACUAAAACAUUUUACAUCCACAUAAAAGCCAAGUGAUAAAAAGCGAGAUGCGAAACUGAGCCGCGACACCAGCAGCUGUUGCUCGUUCACGUACACAAUCACGCGCGCCUCACGGAAGCGCGCAGACUGUGAGUUUUUUUCUGCUUGGCUCACCGCAAAUUAUCUACACUUAAUAUUUAAGAUAACAAAACGUUAAACACGCGAGUCUGACAUGUUUUUCAGACAUUAAAGCCGUACUGAUCUCAAACGGUUGAAGAAAAUGAUUCCCGCGCUUGUUUUUUUCUAUUUAUGUUUUUUCUGUCUGGUUGAGACAGAUGAGACAGAAGUGCCAGUGAUGGCGGGAGAUUCCUUCACUCUCCGCAUCGGUCUGACUGAGAUUCAGAGCCAUGAUGAGAUCGAGUGGCGGUUUGGGUCGAGCAGAACCUUGAUAGCCACAAUAGUGAAGGGGAAUAUUAAAUAUGGUGUUGAUAAGAGAUUCACAGAAAGUCUGCAGAUCGAAAGACACACUGGAGAUCUCACUAUCGCAAACGUCAGUGAUGAACACAAUGGAGUUUAUGAACUAAGCAUCAAUGAUCGUUUCAUCGACAAAUUCAGUGUCACUGUUUAUGCUCCUCUACCUGCUCCUGUCAUCACCAAAUACUCUCCUCAGUGUUCAUCAUCAUCUUCAUCAGUGUCCAAAAGUGUGCUGCUGUGUUCAGUGUUGGAUGUGAGUCACGUGACUCUCUCCUGGUACAAAGGAAGCAGUUUAUUGUCCAACAUCAGCGUGUCUAAUUUCAGCAUCAGCAUCUCUCUACCUCUGGAGGUGGAACAUCAGGAUAAAAACACCUACAGAUGUGUGAUCAACAAUCCCAUCAGCAACCAGACCAAACAUCUGGACAUCAGUGGACUCUGUCAGACACCUUCAGACAGUGACCACGACUGGACCGAAGCCGUAAUCCGAUUGGUCGUCGCUGCUGUGGUGGGCGUGGCUGCAGUUGCUGCUGUUGUUGUACUGGUUUAUGACAUCAGGUCCAGAAGAAUUGAACUGGAGUGGAAAAUUAAGUUCAUCAAACAAUAAUAGCAUUAUAAAACAGGAAUAAACAGUCUCUCUUUCAUUUGUUUUAAAACAAUUUGUUUUUACAUUUUAUCACAGAGAAUAUCAGUGUUCAUAAUGAUGAUUGUGCAUUAAUUUUAUAUUCUGAUACUAAUGCAUUACAAGUGACACCAUUUAAUAAAAGUUGUGAAAUAAUCCUU